AUAGUUAUGAGAUAGAAUCGAAGGAACUGGAAGCAAGACGAGCCAUAAUAUACGUGCGUGUUUGCAAGAAAGAGAUCACUACUCUUUCAGUUUCCAAGCUCCAACCUCCAAAUUCAUAUAAAACUAGCGCUCGUCUCCCCUCGACCUAACCAUCAUAUUUAACGGAGACGGCGGUCCGACGAUACCGAAUUCCAGCUCCUCCGUACACUCCUCCGUCCACUGCCACUAUUUCGAUUUUUAUUUUUCACCAUUUGGUCUCGCAUUUUCUUUCCAGUUUUCUGAUUUCUUGAUCGAAUUUAGAAUUCUUGAUCUAUGGGAAUCUCAAUUGGUGAGAAAGCGUUAGGAAAAUCUUCGUAAAAUAUAAAAGGAGAUGGCGGGGAAAAAUCAAGGGCCCAACAUGGAUCAGUUCGAGGCGUACUUUAGAAGAGCGGAUUUGGACGGCGAUGGUAGGAUCAGUGGAGCUGAAGCUGUUGCUUUCUUUCAGGGAUCCAGUCUGGCCAAACAAGUUCUUGCUCAGAUAUGGAUGCAUGCUGAUCAGAACAAAACUGGUUUCCUUGGUCGUGUAGAAUUUUAUAAUGCUCUCAAACUUGUAACUGUGGCACAGAGUAAACGAGAAUUAACCCCAGAUAUUGUCAACGCAGCACUAUAUGGUCCGGCUGCUGCUAAAAUUCCUCCACCGCAAAUCAAUCUUGCAGCCACAUCUGUGCCUCAAUUGAAUUCAACGGGUGCUGCAUCUGCCCCACGGAUGGGUGCAGUUGCACCAACAUCCUCUCAAAAUGUUGGCUUUAGAGCACAAGGAGUGCCAAAUCCUAGUAUGAACCAGCAUUAUUUUCCUUCUCAGCAAAAUCAGUCCAUGAGACCACCUCAAGUUAUGCCAUUACCUUCUGUUACUGCUUCCCACCCAUCACAGGGGACUGCUAGUCCAGACCUUGCUAGGGGAGGUAAUAUGUUAGGUCCCAAUGUCCCAAACUCAAAUAUCUCAAAUGAUUGGCUCAGUGGACAGGCUGGUUCAGUUCCUAAUGGGCCCAGAGGUAUUGGUCCAUCAACGCCCUUGCAAGCUUCACAGCUGCAAUCUCCAGUUUCUAUGACCUCCCAGCCAACAGCUAAUGCCUCUAAAGCGUUAGUUGUUUCAGGAAAUGGGUUUGCUUCUGGGCCAAAUUCUGUUAGUAGUACUUCUGCCUCUUCUGCCAUCACUCCUGUUUCUGCUGUACCUCAACCUUUGGGUAAGCAGAGCUCACUCGAUUCAUUGCAAAGUGCAUUCUCAAUGCAACCUGUUGCUGCACCUCAACCUUUGGGUUCAACGAUGACAGCCUCAGCUCCAGGUUCUUCCUCAAUCACAUCAUCUGGGAUUUCGGCUGGACUUGGAAAUCCUACUUCUGACAAUACGCACCUUCAUUGGCCAAAGAUGAAACCAUCUGAUGUUCAGAAAUAUACAAAAGUUUUUUUGGACGUAGACAUUGACAGGGAUGGGAAAAUCACUGGUGAGGAGGCACGGAAUCUAUUUUUGAGCUGGAGAUUACCUAGAGAGGUCUUAAAGCAGGUGUGGGACUUAUCCGACCAGGAUAAAGAUAGCAUGCUGUCUUUGAGGGAAUUUUGCUUUGCUCUUUAUAUGAUGGAAAGAUACAGGGAAGGCCGCCCUCUGCCAGCUGCUUUGCCACCUAAUGUCAUGUUUGACGAGACACUGCUGUCUAUGACAGGUCAAUCCAAGGUCCCUUGUGGGAACGCCGCUUGGGGCCCCAGGCCUGGUUUUGGACAGCAGCAAGGGAUGCAAGGUGCCCGGCCGAUUGCACCUGCAACUGGUUUGAGGCCUCCAAUGCAGGUAAGUGCCCCCCAGGCUGAUAGUGUAUCGCAAUCCAAUCAGCAGAAAUCUGGAGUGCCUGCAUUGGAGGAUUCCUUUGUAAACCAACUUGAUACCAGAGGACCAAAUUCAAUGAACUCAAAGCCUCCAGAGGCAACAACUGCUGGGAAAAAGGUUGAAGAAACACAAAACGUGAUAUUGGAUUCUAAAGAGAAGCUCAAGUUCUACCGCACCAAAAUGCAAGAACUUGUUCUAUAUAAAAGCAGAUGUGAUAACAAACUAAAUGAGAUCACAGAAAGGGCAUCUGCUGAUAAGCGUGAGGCAGAGUCUCUGGGUUCGAAAUAUGAAGAGAAGUACAAGCAAGUGGCAGACAUAGCAUCUAAGUUAACCAUUGAAGAGGCUAGAUUUUGUGAUAUUCAGGAGAGGAGGGUGGAGUUGCAUCAAGCAAUUGUUAACAUGGAACAUGGAGGCAGUGCAGAUGGUAUCCUUCAGGUGCGAGCUGACCGUAUUCAAUCAGAUCUUGAGGAGCUGCUGAAGGCUCUAACUGAACGUUGCAAGAAACAUGGAUUGGAUAUUAAGUCGACUGCAUUGAUUGAGCUUCCAAUUGGUUGGGAACCUGGAAUUCAAGAAGGAGCAGCUCUUUGGGAUGAAGAGUGGGAUAAGUUUGAAGAUGAAAGUUUUGUUAAUGAUCUCACUCUUGAUGCAAAAAAUACUUCCAUCUCUCCAAGACCAAAAUCUGCAUCUGUUCACAUGGAAAAAUCGUAUGGUGAUGAUAGUUCACCCCAUGAUUUAUAUGCUAAUGGAAAGCCAGGCAAUUCUUUGAGCCCUGAACCUGCCUUGGAGAGUGAAUCUGCUUAUUCCCACAGUGAAGAUGAAUUGGCCAGAAGCCCUCGGGAUAGUCUGGCUGGAAGGACUCAAUUAGAGAGUCCAUCUCAAGAAUUUUCAGAUGUUCAUUAUGGAAAAGGUUUCGAAGCAGAUUCAGAAACACAUAGAAGUUUUGAUGAAUCAACGACAUGGGGUGCCUUCGACAAUAAUGACGACGUGGACUCAGUGUGGGGAUUUAAUACUACCACUAUCAAGUACUCGGAUAAUGAGAAGCACAAAGAUAUCUUUAGAUCUAGUGAGUUUGAUGUAAAGCCAGUAAGAACAGGGUCCUCACGUGCAGAAAGCAUCUUUCCGACAAAGAGCCCAUUUAUGUUUGAAGAUUCUGUUCCGGGCACUCCGAUGUCCAGGUUUGGAAAUUCUCCAAGGUACAGUGAGGCGGGGGAUCACUUCUUUGACAACUCCACAAGGUUUGAUUCCUUUAGCAUGCAUGACGGCGGAAUUUCGCCACGGGAGAGGUUUACAAGGUUUGAUUCCAUGAGCAGCAGCAAAGAUUUCGGCUAUGGUGGUGACAGGCUUACAAGGUUUGAUUCUAUGAGCAGCACCAAAGACUUCAGCCACAGUGGUGCUGGUGCAUUUACUUUUGAUGACACAGACCCCUUCGGAUCCUCUGGCCCAUUUAGGGUCUCAUCAGAGAAUCAAACGCCGAAAAGUUCGGAUAAUUGGAGUGCUUUCUAGCUGGCAAUUUACCUAGCUUUUGUACUGCCUCCCUUCUUUUCCCCAUUUUUUUUUUCGAGGUGUUAAUGGUAGCCAUUUUGUUGUUGUAAUGUAUAGCUUGGAAUUAAAUCCCAACACUAGUUUUUUUGUAUGGUUUGACUAUGGCCUUAUAUUAUGUCGAGUACAUUCUGCCUUUGUAUUU
This is a messenger RNA of Carya illinoinensis, 3539 nucleotides long. RefSeq names its product epidermal growth factor receptor substrate 15-like. Lineage: Eukaryota; Viridiplantae; Streptophyta; Magnoliopsida; Fagales; Juglandaceae. Bases 371 to 3358 code for a protein of 995 amino acids. Gene Ontology annotation, molecular function: calcium ion binding; protein binding. Gene Ontology annotation, cellular component: cytoplasm; plasma membrane; nucleus. Gene Ontology annotation, biological process: endosomal transport; endocytosis. The record is from RefSeq and is a predicted model, not a curated record. The transcript is spliced from 13 exons.